Molecule: messenger RNA, 1469 nt
Organism: Tricharina praecox
Lineage: Eukaryota; Fungi; Ascomycota; Pezizomycetes; Pezizales; Pyronemataceae
Exons: 1
Coding region: 61-1236 (391 amino acids)
Biological process (GO): mRNA splicing, via spliceosome
Cellular component (GO): spliceosomal complex; nucleus
Molecular function (GO): RNA binding; zinc ion binding
Source: RefSeq, a predicted model, not a curated record
GCCGCCGCCGUCGCCGCCGCCGCAGGCACGCAGGAGCUCUUCCUCUCGGAGAUCGACGCCAUGUUUACGGGCGAGGAGAGCAACGGCCGGUUCUUUGACCUCACCAAGAACCACGAGGAGUAUCUGAACCUCAAUCCCAACGUCAAGAAGAUCACCUACCUACAAUACCUGUCGGUCUACGACCAGUUCGCGCAGUUCACGCGCGCCCAGAAGAUGAACGAUCGGUACUUCCGGUACCUGACCGGCGUCGCGGACUACCUCGAGUCGUUCCUGCGGCGGACCCGGCCGCUCGAGGACCCCGACAAGAUCGUUGCGGGCAUCGAGGCCGCGUUCGCCGAGGCAUGGGAGAAAGACGAGGUCCCCGGGUGGUCGAAGACCUUACCCGCCGCCGCCACAGAGACACCCUCCGAUAGCGGCGACAACACUACCACCACGGCAUCAAUCUACUGCGACGCCUGCCAAAAGUCGUUCAGCAACAAGAACGUGUAUGAGCACCACACGUCGUCGAAGAAGCACCUGAAGAACGUCGCGGCCAUCGGCACGCCGCUCGACCAGUCCUCGAACGGCGGGAGCACCUCGCAAGACGCACAAACCAAAGCCUCGCUCGCCCGCCUCAAGGACCGCGCCAUCGCCGAGCGUGAAUGGCGGGUUGUGAAGCUCACCGCAGUCCUCCAAGCACAGCGCGAAGCUACCACCACCAACGUCGAGCGCAAACAGUCGCUCACCGAGCGUGAGCGGCAAAUGGAGCUCGAGGCGCUAUACCUCGAGAGCAGCGAGGCGGCUGGAGCUGGUGGCGGGGGCGGCGGCGGCAACGGCGACGGCGGCUCAGACGACGACGGGGACGACGACGACAGCAAAAUCUACAACCCGCUCAAGCUGCCACUGGCAUGGGACGGCAAGCCUAUCCCGUACUGGCUAUACAAGCUGCACGGUUUGGGAGUCGAGUUCCCAUGCGAGAUCUGCGGGAACUUUGUGUACAUGGGCCGCCGCGCCUUCGACAAGCACUUCAACGAGAGCAGACACAUCCACGGCCUGCGGUGCCUCGGCAUCACUAAUACCACGCUGUUCCGCGAGAUCACAAAGAUCGACGAGGCACAGCGCCUGUGGGAGAAACUCGAGUCCGACAAGAAGCGCCAGAAGGUCCAGGCCGAGACCGUCGAGGAGAUGGAGGACGCCCAAGGAAAUGUUAUGCCCAGAAAGGUCUUUGAGGAUCUGCAGAAACAGGGGCUGUUGUAGUGCUGUGCUGUGCUGAUCUGCGAGCUGUGCGCUGAAUUUAUUAUAUUACGUUCUUACACAUCCUUCUUUCUUCGGUGUUAAUGUUACUUUGCUUUGCUUCGCUUGGGUUGGUUUGGUUUGGGUCUGUGUAGAGUGGUUUGUUCUUGCUUGCUGCUAUGAUGCUUCGUUUUUUUUCCCGUCUUACCUAUUACGACUACACUAUUGUACAAUACCAUAACCAUGCCAUAUCACUC